CUGUCAGUCAGCUGACUGGACGGACUGCUAGCACCUGACUUAAGCCAAUAAACGUUUAUUUUUGUACUGUGGCCGAAAAAUUAGUCACUUGAUAUAAAAUACAUUUACGUGUCUGUAUCAUAAUAUCAGAUUUGUUGCAUAAAAUUUAUAUAAUGUUAAUGGCGCCUAGUUUGCAUCAGUUUUCCUGCUAGCAUUACUGAAAGCCUCCAACUUUACUUGGUUUACUCAUCUUGAUUUUAUUAAAGGGUCGUGUUUGAUAAAUACCACGAUGAUAGCUGAAAGGGAAGCGGUAUCCUUUCGUCCAAGCUGACCUUCCUUACUUUGAUCAGUGGAUGGCGCCAAGAUAUCAUGUAAGUCAGAGUCGGUGCAGUCAGCCCACGUGUAAGCAUUUCCUGUAAGGGGGUGGCCUGAUCAACACUGAAAGAGCUGUUUUGAAGUGUUUUUUUAAGAUAUGGAUGAAUUACCAGCGGACCUCAGAGCUUUUCUUCUCAACCACCCUUUUCUCCAGCUUACAGAUGGCAAAAAGAUCAAAUGCACUCUGAAUGGCCAUGAGUUUCCAUGCAGACUGACGGAGCUACAGAAGUUCACUCAAGGGAAGAAAUAUGAGAAACUGAGUGCUGCAGCAGAGUUCAGUUACAGCCAGUAUGAACCACACAUUGUGCCAAGCACAAAACAACCCAAUCAGCUCUUCUGUAAGCUGACCCUCAGACACCUCAACCGGCAGCCACAUCACAUCCUCAGACAUGUUAAUGGAAAACGCUUCAAGAAAGCCCUCUCCAAAUAUGAAGAGUGUGUGCAGCAAGGGAUCGAGUUCACUCCAGCCAGACUCAAACAGAACAGGCCCAGAGACACCGGAGAGGAGGUCAAUCGGGGGAGGGCCUCAAAACACGGGAACAGCUCGUGGGAACCCUCAUCCAGUGAUGAGGAUCACAGUGACUCAGAAGACAGCAUGAGUGACCUCUACCCUCCCUCUAUGUUCACUUUAAAAAACCAGACAGAGGAAAAUAUGGAGGGUGAUGGGGAGGAGGAGGAAGACGAUUUCCAAACAGAUGAAGAUGAGGAAAUGGAGGUGGAUAAGCAGGUGAUGCAGAAACGCAAGAAGGUCCAGGGCGGUGGUUUUCAGAAGAAAUCCAGAAAUAACCACUGGAAAUCAGGGCGUAAGAAACAUGGAAAACUGCUGAGUAAUAAGUAAAAUGCAAAACCAUAUACAUAUAGUAUUUUUUUACCUGGUAAUUUGUCAGGGAGCAAUACUGCACUUACAGUUUGGAGUAGUUUUCCUGUAUCUGAGCCACCCUGACCUAUUGUAUAAGUGAACAUCGAUUUAGAUUUUUCAUAUUUUUCCGCAUAUGAAAGGUUGUCUGUUUUCCAAGUUGUGAUGUUGCACAGUUCCAACGAGGCUGGUUUACGCGAAAAUGAUGAAGUGCAGUAAACACAUCAUUUUGCCUGGAUAAGUUGAGUUUUCUGGUUUCCAACCAAAGCACUAUAAAAUACAACUCAGUUUGGAUUUGCAAA
Molecule: messenger RNA, 1512 nt
Organism: Siniperca chuatsi (mandarin fish)
Lineage: Eukaryota; Metazoa; Chordata; Actinopteri; Centrarchiformes; Sinipercidae
Gene: surf2
Product: surfeit 2
Exons: 6
Coding region: 452-1192 (246 amino acids)
Source: RefSeq, a predicted model, not a curated record